GCUGUCUGGGAGCUAAAGAAAGAAUUUAUCUGAUGUGAAAAGAAAACUCCAAUUCAAACAAACAGCAUUUACAAUCCUAGAAAAAAUAUAAUAGAGGAGUAGGAUGACAUUAUUUCGGCAAUGACAUAUUCUUGCUACAUUUACAAGAGAUCACACUGAGGCACUUCCAACAGGAGAUAAAAAACUGAAAAAAAAAGAAAAUUUCAGUCCAAAUUUGCUGACUCCUGAAAACAAGAGGAAACGUUGAAUUGUUAAUCCAUUAUAACCAACAAAUCAACAAAUCAUGGAGCGGUUUAAAAUGAUAUUCCAGUAUUUCCAGUCUAACUCAGAAUCAGUGCAGAAUGGGAUAUGUGGAAUCUUAGCCCUGGCUAGUGUUAAAAUCUAUAAUAUUCUGGAUUUCAACUGCCCGUGCCUGCCAAUGUUUAAUAUGGUCUAUGGCAUGGGAAUUAUGUUUGUCCCUCCGAUAGCUCUUUUUCUUUGCGGUCUCAUGGUAAACAAACAAUCAGUGCUCAUGAUUGAAGAGUGGAGAAGACCAGCAGGCAGACGGAAAAAAAAUCUGGCCAUUGUAAAGUACAUGUUCUCUUCAGUAAUCACAAGAGCCAUGGCUGCUCCUGUAGUCUGGAUUCUUACUUCCCUCCUUGAUGGAAACUGUUUUGUAUGUGCCUUUAGCGGUUCAGUUGAUCCUGACCAAUUCCCUGGUUUUGCGAAUGGCAGCUCUGCAGAAAUACAGACGCUUCUCUACAAGGUUCCAUGUAAAGAGGAUAUAAUGAUAAGGGACCACCCUUCUCGGAAAGCAGUGUCCAGAUACCUAAAAUGCUGGUCACAGGCUAUUGGAUGGGGGAUUCUGCUGCUUCUCGUUGUAAUGGCUUUUAUCGCCCGCUCCCUUAAGCCUUGCUUUGAUCAGACGGCCUUUCUACAGACACGUUACUGGAGUAAUUAUGUAGACAUAGAGCAGAAGAUCUUUGAUGAAACCUGUUGUGAGCACGCUCGAGACUUUGCCCACAAAUGCAUCCUCCAUUUCUUUCAUAACAUGCAGAAUGAGAUGAAAGUAGCACAUUUAACCAACAAGAAGGCAGAGGACAAAGAAGAUCAUCUGCAUGGCAUCACCGACCAUGAACAGGUCAACCAGCUCUUAAAGAUGUGGUAUCGAAGCAAACCCCCACUCUGCGUAAAUCAUGCGACUCUACGACAGCACGUCAAGUCGAAAUGUAACACAGAAAAUAAUGACAAACAGACUGAUGUUUAG
Messenger RNA from Xenopus laevis (African clawed frog), 1246 nucleotides. It is a transcript of the gene calhm3.S, whose product is annotated as calcium homeostasis modulator protein 3. The transcript is spliced from 3 exons. The record is from RefSeq and is a predicted model, not a curated record. The coding region runs from base 284 to 1246 and encodes 320 amino acids. Lineage: Eukaryota; Metazoa; Chordata; Amphibia; Anura; Pipidae. Gene Ontology annotation, cellular component: membrane; plasma membrane. Gene Ontology annotation, molecular function: monoatomic cation channel activity. Gene Ontology annotation, biological process: monoatomic cation transmembrane transport.